UAAUGGUGAAAAAAUGCCAACCUGUAAAAUAUCUUUGCGUUUGCGCUGUUUGUUGUUUAACAAAUUAAUUAAAAUUCAAACAAAUGACCGCUAAAUUAUAAAGUGUAAAAUAUAAAUAGUAAAUUUUAGGUGCAAAUCAUUUGAAUGUAAAGUGUAGUGUUUUUAAAAGUAUGGAAUUGUACCAAAAUGCUGGGUAGCGUAAGACUCACUCCAAGGACGUUAAAACAAAAGAAAAAGAGUCGUAAGGAAUUUUCUAAUUAUGUGAAUUCAUAUGAAUGAAAUUUCAUAUUAAAGUACUAAAAAUCGGAAAUCGCAAACCUAAAAACGCUGCCUUCUUUUAAGAAUAACAAAGCAUUGAUCAAAGGUAUCGUUUAACAAAGAUAAUUUCGUCACCAAUCACAUACCUCUUCAUUUGGUAAUUUGACAUUUUUUCUCAAUGAAAACCGGACUGGUUAGUUCAUUUGUGCGUUCGCUUGGAAACAGCCAUGGCCAAUACAAAUAAGAAUACGUGAAACGUUGUGUAUGCAGACGCUGUUACAGCUAAAGCAAUCCAGUGCCGAAGAGCUAAUAAAAAAACACAUAGAAAAACAAUAAAAGAAAAAGUGUAGAAACAACAAGCGUGUAGGCCGCAGCAGCCAAAGUGGUAAGCGGAGUACCACGUUAGGUGUGUAGGAAAAACUUGAUUUCUACGUGCCUCCCUUCAUUGCUUUGCCGAUAAAAAACAGACAAUAAACAAACUCCAAACUAUUAACUUGGGAUUUUUUAUGCUGGUGAAUGAUCUACAAGUGCGGCUGCGUACAAUCAGUCACAACGGUUGAUAAAGAAGCAUUCGCAUUUGUGCACCGAUGGCCCACCAUAAUUAAAUCUAAGACACGCGACAAGCAAGUUUACCAACUACCUUUGGCGUGUAACAACAGUAUUGUGGAGUUUGAAGCUAUUUGCGCGCUCAGUGAGAUUACAGUUUUCACAUCAAUUAUGCAUCACCAUCAUCCACUAUCACCCUCACAGUCUGCUGCAGGUGCACCUUCUGCUGGCAGCAAUGGAGCGGCCUCCGCGCUGCCUAAUGUAAGCGCCAACAACACUGUAGCUGGUCCUGGCGGUGGUAAUGGGCCCAGCACUAGUGCAGGCACUUCACAUGUGCAGCAGCGACGUCGAAAGAAACGCCCGAACUAUGGUACACGCACAGUGGAGGUUCGUCGCGGUUACAAUGGAUUCGGUUUUACCAUAUCUGGCCAGCAGCCCUGCCGUCUAUCGUGUAUAGUUGCCAAUUCACCAGCAGACCAGGCUGGACUACGCGCUGGUGAUUUUCUAAUAUCAGUUAAUGGUUUAAACGUAUCAAAGUUACCACACGAAACUGUUGUGCAAUUGAUUGGCAAUUCAUUUGGCAGUAUACGGAUGCAGAUAGCUGAGAACUAUUACUCGGAUAGUUCGGAUGAGGAGAAUGCAGCGCUCAUGCUGCAGCAACAAUCGGCUGUCGCGGGAUUGAAUGGUGUGCUCUCCAGCCAGUUUGGUUUAGCUGGAGGUGGCGCACGCGCUAAGCCCCGUUAUCUGCAUCACAAAGCGAAGAUGCAUCGAUUGCGCAAUUCGCCACAAAAGAAGCGCUCUGUGACUUUACAGCAGCAACAACAAUUGGCGCGUGCCGAACAGCUUUCAAAGUGUGUGUCUGCACUCAAACCGAUGGAACUACAGAAAUUGCGCCCGCUCAUUGAGGAUCUACCGCUACCUGCAGGUGGAUCUGCGUAUGUAUUGCCAAGUGGUAGCGCACCAAAAGUAGCUGCAGCUGCUGUAGCAACUUCGUCCAACUCUGGCGCCGACUUGGCAAAUGUAAAUGCCAUGGCGCGUGCACCGGCCGCUGCGUUGGAAUAUCGCGCAAUUGUCGGUUAUUUGGGCACUAUCGAAAUGCCGAAACAAAUUUCGAAUAGUUCAAAAUUGCAGACAGUCCGCUCUUGCAUACGCAAGUUACGGCAGGAAAAGCGGCAACCCAACAUGGUAUUAAUGACUAUACUGCCCGACUGUCUGCGUCUACAAGCGGCGAACGGCAAUACACUUGCAAGUUACGCCUCUGAACGCUUAAACUAUGUGAGCUCAUCAUCGGAAAGUGAGAAUCGUUUCUUCGGUUUGGUCACCAGUGCCGUGCACACCUCACAAAUGGACGAAGAAGAUGAAGAUGACGACGAUCUGCACAAUGACGCAAUGAAUGCACGCAAUGGUCAAGCAGCAGUAGGUGCUGGUGGCAAUAAUGGGAAUGCGCACAUCAGUAUUUCGAAUAGUUGCCAUGUUUUUGUAGUGGACACAAAGUUGUGUGAGCAUCAGACGCAUAUGCCGCGCGCUGCCGAAUUUCGUAUACACUGUACACGCGAUCCCAUAUCAAGUCUGUGCCUGGAGUUCCCAAAUAACUCCGAAUACGUCGUGAAUCUCAUACGCAGCAUGUAUACAAUGCGCAUAAUGCCACCGGUGGUCAGACAUCAUGCGGCCGAGGAUCUUAUGAAUGGAGGAGGUGGCGGGGGGCCAGCAGCGGCUGCGCAUUCACCACAGCCCAGUAAUCAUAGCGAGAUCUCAACAACCACAUCGAAUUCGGAUUCGGGCAUCGGAUUUCACAAUGACUGCAACAACAUCUCUGAUCGCAUACUAGUGGUGGACUUUCCUGGUGCGCCGGAGCUACGCAUGCGGCCAAUGGGCGCACGUCCGAUGGGCAUAUUCAACAACUUCGACAAUGUUAUAGAUAAGCGACCAGCUGCACGCGCAAUGCCUGAAGCGAACACACCACCCGAGAGCGCUGCUGGUGCAUCCAAUAGCAGCAGCGUGCAUUGCCAAGCGGCAUGUCCAAAUCUACUCGCUAACUUCAAUCUCGUCAAGAGCCCUGCCACGUCGCUACAAACAACACGCUCUUGUGAUGAUGUGCUGGCGUUGGUCGAACGCAGCGCAGACGAUGGCGAGGCAGCCAUUUUAGAUCAGCAGCAGCUAGCCGUACCUCAUGCAUCCAUGGACGAUAUUUCAUUGCACUCUGCCGCUCCCUCAGCGUCUGCCAUAAGCUGUUCCGCUGCUGAUGAUCAUCUCUUUCUACAUCCUGCCGCGUGUAUGCUGGCGAUGCAACAUCAAAAACUACGUCCCACUGCAAGCCAAGUGUAUACGUUACUGCAGGAUUGUCUAUCGCGCGCGCGCAUUUCACGGCAAUCAAUACCGGCCCAUCCAACCGCGAAUACGUUACAUAGUAAGCAACAAAAUGCGCAAAGCGGCAGCAUAACUGGUGCAGCUGCACCACCGCCAAACAAGCGGCAUUCAAUUGGCUUUCAAGCAUCAGAUAUUGCACCACCGGCUUCAACGCUCACUGGCGGGAAUUUUGAUACGAAUAUAUGGAAAAGUUUGCAGGACUUACGCGAUAAUAACGGCAAAGAACAGUCAAAUGUGCCACGCAUGCUGGAUGGCAUCAACAGUGAACCAGAUCUGCUGAAUCCAAAUCUUCCCGCAAAUGCCUCACCAUUCCGUCGUGCUUGGGGUCAAUCGUCCUUUCGCACGCCACGCACCGACAAACACGCCCACCACCACCAGCAACAUCAACUGCAAUUGCAGCAGCAAUCCGGCCAGCAUCAGCAUCUCAGUCCACUAGUGCGUCGUGCCUCAUCAAUGACAGCGUCCGACAAUGAUGUAUACAUCAAGUCCAUGCAUCAUGGCGGUUACCAUGAUGAGCUCAAGCAAGCGCGUAGCCAACAUCAGAUAGCUACGGCAGCGGCAGCUUUGGUUGCCGCACGAAAUGCCAAUACAGGGGUAGCCAUAGCAGCCCCACAAACGUCGACGAACGCCGCAAAUAAUGGCGGCAGCUGCACUGGUCAGCUAAAGGUGCCACAGCUGAAGACCACAAACGUGUCCGCCACAGAUAAUGGUGUUACAGGCGUGGCUGCCUGGGGUACAGCUUUUGAACGGCUGCUGGAGGAUCCCGCUGGUAUGCAUACUUUCGCCGAGUUUCUGAAAAAAGAAUUCUCAGCGGAGAAUAUCUACUUUUGGACUGCAUGCGAACGCUUUCGUGCACUGGAGAGCAGCGUGGAGCGUGCGACGCAAGCAAUGACCAUCUUCUCGAAGCAUCUGGCAAAUGGCGCUUUGGAGCCGGUAAAUGUCGAUUCGCAGGCACGCAAUCUGACGCAAGAGAAGCUGGAGAGCGCAGACACAGAUCUCUUUGCGCCAGCGCAGAAGCAAAUUUUCAAUUUGAUGAAAUUCGACAGCUACCAACGCUUCAUACGUUCUGAUAUGUACAAAAGUUGCCUAGAGGCAGAGGAAAAGCGUCAGCAGUUGCCUUAUAAAGCGGAAGAUUUAGAUGAGUUGCUAAGAACGUCGGCGCAUCAAGCAGUCACAGUGAGCAGUGUUGUGUCGAAGCUGAAGAAGUCCGCCAGCAAUGCAGAGGACCGCUGCCGCAAAAGCCUACUGCCUUGGCAUCGUAAAACGAGCAGCAACAAAGCGCCACGAGAACCCGCCGAUGGCUGCGCUGACAGUAAAACUUCAAAUAAUAAGUUGGCUCUACUCUCCAGCCAUUCGCUCAAAGUGGCACCCACACAGAAUUCUCAAAGCGAUAUACACAGCUCACGCUCCUCACUCUCGUCUUUCGAUGGCCUGACAGGCGCAUCCAUACUGCCGGGCACGUGUCGCGUAAUCUUGAGUGACGCGUCAACAACAAUGGUGCAAGCGCGUCCAAACGAAACAGUAGGCCAGCUCGUAGAGCGUUUGCUAGAGAAACGUGGCCUCACCUAUCAAUAUUACGAUGUGGUGGCCAAAGGCACCACCAAAUCCAUAGAUAUGCAAAGUUCGUCACAAACGCUCAUUGGCAAAGAUGUGCUCAUCGAGCAGCGCGUCGCCUUCAAGAUGGAUUUGCCCGAUCGCAAAGUGAUAUCGGUGAAGAGCAAACCCAAGAAGCAGUUGCACGAAGUAGUACGUCCCAUUCUACAUAAAUACAACUACGACAUUGAGGCGGUACAAGUGGUGCUGCGCGAAACGCAGGAGCCCGUCGAUCUUUCACUGACUGUGACGCACGCCGAUGGACAGCGUCUGCAGGCUGUAUGGUUGAAGCCACCGCCAUUAUUGCUUAGCGGCGACUAUCAAAACGGCAAUGGUUGUGCAGCAAAAGUCGCAAAGCCAUCGGCUUCGGUGAAGAGCGUCUCCUUUCCGUGCACAGUAAAACAGGUAAAUGGCGGCAUUGUGCGUAAUACGAAUGGUAAUGGACUUGCUGUGGCCUCGCUCUCAUCUCAUCCAACACAGAGCGCUUUGGAUGAGAUCACCAACAAAGUGUUCACUGAACUGAUGCAGGUCAAAGUGGAGGCGGCCAGCGCGGAAAAGCCAUUGGCAGCAGUUAACAGCAAGGCCAAUGAUCUCGCUUCGCUUAAGUCCGAAGACUGCGCUUCGGAAACUUCAUCGAUUUUCGAGCGCAUUCGUCGACGUGACACCAACAUCGCUGGCCUCAAACUGAAACUGAAGAAGCGCUCGACAAGUAGUCAACAUUCCGAGGAGACAAACCAAAGCAGCCAUACAACAGCUAGUAAUGGGCAAUUGUCCGCACCAAUAGCGUCCGCCACAACAUUGGAUGUAAAGAAACCAAUUAUUGCUAAGCUAAAAGCAGGCGUUAAACUACAAAUGCCGGAGCGAGUAGCUGAAAAUCAAGAUGAACUACUCGAAGGCCUAAAACGAGCCCAACUUGCACGUUUGGAAGACCAACGCGGCACAGAGAUCAACUUUGAAUUGCCCGAUUUUCUAAAGAACAAAGAAAAUCUCAACGCCUCAAAGUUACGCAAAGCGCGCGCUAAUCUUAGUUCGAUCAGCAAAUCCUACAAUGCUACUACGCAUCCCACACCUGCACACACCAGCAUCACCCCCACCUUAGCAACCACUGAGGAGCUACCUUCACCGCAGCUAGAGCGUCCACAACCCGCACCACGCCUUUCCAUUACUAACAAACUGAAAGCAACCACACCUGUAUCACCAGUGAAGCCAGAAGAAGAGCCGCCAGCACUACCGAACUCACUUGAAGGUCAUCAAUCGCAAUCCACGAAUACUUCUAAUUCAUCAUUGGAGGCUGAAUAUGCAACGGCAACAUUGGCAGCAGCAGCAGCAGCAACGGCAGGUAGCUGCAAAGGACCACCGCCGUUGCCACCCAAACCAAAAGUUUUGCCCAUCAAACCAUCGAAUUGGGGCGCUGCUGCUGCUGCGAGUAUGACGACCUCGUCCACAACCACUUCGCCCACAACUCCCUCAAUGGCUUUGCCCUCGUUGCCGAUGGCUACACCUAAGAAUUACACCACAAUUGGCUUGUCUACUGGCGCUACAGCCAUGGCGGAGGAUGCUACAAUGUUGCUGCAUGCCGCCAGCAAAUAUUGCACUUCAAAUGAAAUAGCGCCGCGCAAAACUCAUCUAAGCAUUGCGUCGGAGCAGCCGACAUCGGCACGCUGUGCAUACCUAGAGGAGCCGAGUAGCAGCUUUGUGUAAGACAGAGAGAGAGAAAAAAUGAAAAAUCAGAAGUAGCGCGAGUAUAGGAGAUAUAAGUUAGCUUCCACGUUCCACUUCUAUUCUCCCCAGAGCCAAAAUCGUAUAUGCCCCAUGCAUACCUAAGUCAUAUAUACACUAAAAAUACCGCUCGACUAUACACCCUAUGAUUUUUAAUAAUAUGCAUUAUUCGCAUAAUUCAUUUUUAAUUCAUUGGUAUUAUUUUAUGAUGCUUUUAUCAGCUUACUUGUAAAUAUUUUAUUUAUCAAUUUUUAAAAUUUUUUAUUUAUAAAUUCAUGUAAUACAUACAUAUAUGCAUACAUACAUACAUAUCUGAAAUGUUAGCGAAAUGGAAAGUUUCACUAGAAGUUAGUCUAUUCGUAUUUAAUCAACUGAGAAGCAAGGGUAUUUAAAAAUAUUUCCAACAAUAGCAAUAAGCGUUAGAAGUAAGUACCAAUUAAAAAAAUGUGUAACUGUAAAUAUAUUUUGGAAACAGCAAAAUUUUAGGCAAUAAAGUUAUUUUAUAUAUUAAAA
This is a messenger RNA of Anastrepha ludens (Mexican fruit fly), 6996 nucleotides long. It is a transcript of the gene loco, whose product is annotated as regulator of G-protein signaling loco. Gene Ontology annotation, biological process: signal transduction. The transcript is spliced from 6 exons. The record is from RefSeq and is a predicted model, not a curated record. Bases 775 to 6465 code for a protein of 1896 amino acids. Lineage: Eukaryota; Metazoa; Arthropoda; Insecta; Diptera; Tephritidae. Gene Ontology annotation, molecular function: protein binding; GTPase activator activity.